Messenger RNA from Leguminivora glycinivorella, 1598 nucleotides. RefSeq names its product glycoprotein-N-acetylgalactosamine 3-beta-galactosyltransferase 1-like (gene C1GalTA). Lineage: Eukaryota; Metazoa; Arthropoda; Insecta; Lepidoptera; Tortricidae. Gene Ontology annotation, molecular function: N-acetylgalactosaminide beta-1,3-galactosyltransferase activity. The record is from RefSeq and is a predicted model, not a curated record. The coding region runs from base 281 to 1321 and encodes 346 amino acids. The transcript has 8 exons. Gene Ontology annotation, cellular component: membrane.
UCCAAGGCUUGUUCAAGGCGGUUUAAAACCCAUGCGAUUUGCUACAAGAUCUGUAAAGACUAUAUGGCAACGUUUUUUUGACAACUAUGACAAAUUUGACAAAAUAACCUGACCCUGACAUUUGACAUACGACGUACUGUUUAAUCUUUAUCAUCUCUAAUCUUCGAUUUUUGUUAUUAUAUGAAAAUAUUGAAAAAAGUGUUUAAUUACCUAUUAAAGUAUGAAUAAGAAUGAAUCACGUUAGUUUUUAAGCAGUGAAAGUAUAAUAGAAGAAGCAGCAAUGGCCGCUGAAGGAAGGGUGAUGGGUCGCCGGUUUGUGCUAACACUGGUGAUUGGGAUAUCGGCCGGAUUUAGUUUCGCGUACAUUCUGUUAACGUCGACCGGAUCCUCGUCGUACAUCAGAGACUUCGACAAGCACCCAAUCAUGGACGUACAAGAACACAAGAUGGAUGAACCAGCCCACAGAGACGAGGACCGGACGGAGGCCGACGAGCUGGCCAAGAAAGUCCGGGUCCUAUGUUGGAUCAUGACGCAGCCUAGCAACCAUGAGAAGAAGGCUCGCCAUGUGAAGGCUACAUGGGGGAAACGGUGCAAUAAGCUCAUCUUUAUGAGCUCGCAAGACGACCCAAGUCUCCCAUCCGUGAAGCUGCCAGUGCAAGAAGGGCGCGACUACCUCUGGGCCAAAACGAAAGAGGCCUUCCGAUACGUGUACGAGCACCACAGGAGAGACGCCGACUGGUUCCUUAAAGCUGAUGAUGACACAUAUGUAGUGGUAGAAAAUUUGCGUUACAUGUUGUCUGAACACAACAGUAACGAUCCGGUUUACUUCGGCUGCCGAUUCAAACCAUUUACCUCACAGGGUUACAUGAGCGGUGGAGCGGGGUACGUGCUAAGUCGAGAAGCUUUAGAUCGGUUCGUGAACAAGGGCCUGCCGUCGCCGCAUCUCUGCAAGGCCAGCGAGCACGGCGCCGAAGACGCCGAGAUGGGCAUCUGCCUCCAAAAGAUCGGAGUGAAAGCUGAGGACAGCCGGGACAGUCUAGGCCGCGGAAGAUUCUUCCCAUUCAUGCCACGGGACCACUUGUUCCCCAGCAAGGAUAAGGACUUCUGGUACUGGAAGUACAUCUUCUACCCUACAGAUGACGGACUAGACUGCUGUUCAGACCACGCCAUCUCAUUCCACUACGUAAACCCACAAGAAAUGUACAUCUUAGACUACUUAAUCUACCACUUGCGGCCGUACGGCAUCAAAUACGGCGCCAGCGACGCUAAAACCAGCGCCAACGUAGUAGGGAGUAAUGACACUAAACAAGCAGUAGUGUAACUUUUAGUGUAAGAUGUCAGCGUCAGGAUAAAAGAGAAACGUAGAUGUGUAAUGUUUUACAAAAAUGCCUGGAGCUUCAACUGGCAUGCUAAUCACGUAAAAAAUACUUGCAUGCAUCUACGCAGCUGGUAUGCCACUUGUGCAAGUUGUUGGCAUGUGUAUCGCAGGCUUAAUACAGCCUUAUACAGGGUGAAAUAAAAGAGACCGUUCAAACUAUGAAUAGUGACUUUUGAGGUCAUAAAUAUAAAUAACUUUUAUUAUGAGACCCAUGCUGAAA